CUCCCAUGCAAUUAAGACUACAGAAAAGGGCCACACCGGGCAUGCGCCUCUCCCCUAAGAGCAGGUCUAGGGUCGGGAGGGAGCGCUAGGUGGCUGGAGGUGUAGGUUGGGGAAGGGUGCGCUUUUCCUGCACAGGACGGAGAGGGCUUGGGGAGGUGGGGGGUGGUGGUGCUGCUGCUGCUUCUGGGCAAAGUGCGGUGAAGGUCGUUUCUCCCCCCACUCCCUGUGUGGGGCUCAUCCUGGUCAUCAUGACGGCGUCUCCCGACUACCUGGUCAUCUUAUUCGGGACCACCGCCGGUGCCAAUGGGGCUGGGCUGGGAUCCGAUGAGAGAGAGUUGAUCCAGUUGUUGUGGAGAGUGGUGGAUCUGGCCAGUAAAAAGGUGGGAAACCUUCACGAAGUGCUGAUCGGACCCGAUCACUUGGAGCUGACAGAAGAAUGCAAGGAAGAAACCAAGAUCGCGGAAGACAGCUUGGCGCUCGCCCCACAACUGGAGCAAGCUCUGAGACAGUUUAACCAGUCUGUGAGCAAUGAACUAAAUAUUGGUGUAGGUACUUCAUUCUGUCUCUGCACGGAUGGACAGCUUCAUAUCAGGCAGGUUCUACAUCCUGAAGCUUCCAAAAAGAAUAUCUUGUUGCCCGAAUGUUUCUACUCCUUUUUUGAUCUGCGGAAAGAAUUCAAGAAAUGUUGCCCUGGCUCACCUGAAAUGGACAAGCUGGAUGCUGAAGCCAUGGCAGAGUAUUUAUAUCUUGACAGGAACCAGUCAACACAUUGUUUUGGCAUGUCGCAAGUGGAAGACAUGGGGAAUGUCAUUUUAACACUCAUUUCUGAACCAUACAAUCACAGGUUUUCAGAUCCAGAAAGGGUGAACCACAAAUUUGAGAGUGGGACCUGCAGCAAGAUGGAACUUGUAGAUGAUAACACCAUAAUCAGAGCAAGAGGUUUACCAUGGCAGUCAUCAGACCAGGACAUUGCUAGGUUCUUCAAAGGCCUCAACAUUGCCAAAGGAGGGGCUGCACUUUGUCUCAAUGCCCAAGGCAGAAGGAAUGGGGAAGCUCUAGUCAGGUUUGUAAGUGAAGAGCACAGAGAUCUAGCACUGCAGAGACACAAGCAUCACAUGGGAAACCGGUACAUUGAGGUGUACAAAGCAACUGGGGAAGACUUCCUAAAAAUUGCAGGAGGCACUUCCAAUGAAGUCGCUCAAUUUCUGUCCAAAGAGAACCAAGUGAUUGUCCGUAUGCGGGGUCUCCCAUUCAAUGUAACGACGGAAGAAGUACUAGCAUUUUUUGGCCAGCACUGUCCUGUGACAGGUGGAAAAGAAGGAAUCCUGUUUGUUACCUAUCCUGACAAUAGGCCCACGGGAGAUGCCUUUGUGUUGUUUGCCUGUGAGGAAUAUGCACAGAAUGCAUUAAAAAAACACAAGGACUUGUUGGGCAAAAGGUACAUAGAACUCUUCAGGAGCACAGCAGCUGAGGUUCAGCAGGUGCUGAACAGGUACUCCUCUGCUCCCCUCAUUCCUCUCCCGACUCCCUCUAUCCUUCCUGUAUUAUCUCAGCAAUAUGUACCUCCUACCAAUGUCCGGGAUUGCAUACGAUUGCGUGGUCUUCCUUAUGCUGCCACUAUAGAGGACAUUUUGGGAUUCCUGGGAGAGUUCUCGGCAGACAUCAGAACUCAUGGUGUUCACAUGGUAUUGAAUCACCAGGGGCGCCCUUCCGGAGAUGCUUUUAUCCAAAUGAAAUCUUCAGACCGAGCGUUUAUGGCUGCUCAGAAGUGCCAUAAGAAAACCAUGAAGGACAGAUAUGUUGAAGUCUUUCAGUGUUCUGCUGAGGAGAUGAACUUUGUAUUAAUGGGGGGCACUUUGAAUCGAAAUGGCUUAUCCCCGCCACCAUGUAAGUUACCAUGUAUUUCUCCACCUUCAUACACAUUUCCAGCUCCCACAGCAGUGAUCCCAACGGAAGCGGCCCUUUACCAGCCUUCUGUGGUCUUCAAUCCACGGACUCUUCAGCCUUCCACAGCGUAUUACCCAGCUGGCACUCAGCUCUUCAUGAACUACAUGGCAUACUACCCCAGUAUGCAACAAAGAAUGGAUCUGUACACACAGAUGAAUCGGCCCGGUCAGUGCCCGAAGAAUGGUUUUGUCUUUAAAGGUCCGAGCAGCUAAAUUUUUCAAAGAUUCUACCUGACCUGCUACACAACUUCAACCAGCCACAUGGAGAUCCUUCUAACAACACUUCGAAUUCGGCAGCUACUGAAACAAUCUAGCAGAAGAAAAGUUACUGCUGUCUUGGAUAUCUGCCUGCCUCUAGUUCUUUUUUUAAAUAAAUAACAAAGCACAUGCACACUUGACCACAGGGAUGCACCACCCAUGCAAAACUUGCCAUUAAAAUCUUUGAUGUUCACUACUUGAGCGCACAGUUGCCAAAUUCACGAGAGAGGAUUUUCCCCUGUAUUGAAAUUGUUAAACUAUCUCCAUCACAAAAAAAUCCUGCUUGAGAUUAGGACACUACUAAACUCUUGAAAUGUACCAAGAUAAACCGACCUUUUUAAUUUGUGCACAUUGAAUCUUUUAUAAAUUGAGAAAGGCGUCUUAGAAUUGUGCCUUUUUAUAUAUUAAAAAAAAUCAUUUGUUUGCUUUGUGGUGUAUGCAUGCGUGUGUGUGUAUGUAUGUGUAGGUAUACAUUUAAAAACUAUCUUCAGCUUCUAGCCAGGCUUACUUGACAGGUAGAAAUAGUUAAAAAUAAAAAAAAAGAAAAUACUUUGAGAGAAAAUGCUGUAAUGUUAUGUAAAAUAUAUUAUCUAUAUAUAAAGUAUUAAAAAAAUGCUAAAAAUUUGUAUAUUGCACAGCGACUCUACAUAUUUAAGUUACUGUUCUAGGAAAAUCCAACAGGAGAUUGUUAUGGAACAAGUGUGUAAAAAAAAAAAGUCGCAAUCUCUGACUCGGCUCUUCCACAACAGUUAUGAUGCAGAACUUCUUAUAAUAAGAAGUAUUAAUAUCCUAUUAAACUCUGGCACUGGGAAAUCAUGAGGAUACAAUACUUGCUCACAAUGAUCUUGCCUUUGAAGGAAGUAAUAUGAUGGUGAUCUUUGAAAUUAUUGGGGGACUGUAAUCAAACAACCCUCAUUUUAACAUUUAGUACCUGGCCCCUUUGAGACGAAUGCUGAAUUGUUACCUUAAGUAUAGAAAACUUUGGCGGGGGGCAGAGAGAAAUAGAAUAUCACUGCUGUAGAAUGGUUUUGAACAGCUCUACAUGGAUUCUGUACCAACUUGCUAUGUGGAUGCUCUUCUCCAUUACUUUUGACUAAUGUUGCAGUUGCAUCUUCCUCAAGUAUUAAACUAUUUUAAAUCUA
Molecule: messenger RNA, 3346 nt
Organism: Hemicordylus capensis (graceful crag lizard)
Lineage: Eukaryota; Metazoa; Chordata; Lepidosauria; Squamata; Cordylidae
Gene: ESRP1
Product: epithelial splicing regulatory protein 1
Exons: 15
Coding region: 249-2159 (636 amino acids)
Cellular component (GO): ribonucleoprotein complex
Molecular function (GO): RNA binding
Source: RefSeq, a predicted model, not a curated record